This is a messenger RNA of Juglans microcarpa x Juglans regia, 2926 nucleotides long. RefSeq names its product homeobox protein BEL1 homolog. The record is from RefSeq and is a predicted model, not a curated record. The transcript has 5 exons. Bases 595 to 2622 code for a protein of 675 amino acids. Lineage: Eukaryota; Viridiplantae; Streptophyta; Magnoliopsida; Fagales; Juglandaceae. Gene Ontology annotation, molecular function: DNA-binding transcription factor activity, RNA polymerase II-specific; RNA polymerase II cis-regulatory region sequence-specific DNA binding. Gene Ontology annotation, biological process: regulation of transcription by RNA polymerase II.
UGACCCACUUGUGUGUGUGUGAGAGAGAGAGAGAGAGAGAGAGAGAGGCAUAUAUCAACCAUGGCUUGGAGCUCAUCGUCACGAGAGAGAGAGAGAGAGAGAGAGGCACAAAUCAGAUGAUGAACAAGGUUUGGAGGUCAUCAUCACUCUCAUCUGAACCUCUAUUUUUUAUGAGAUGUAUCUGAUAUUUCUUUCGAGGUUGGCUUUCAUGGCAUACCAUGUUGGCUUAUUAAGAGAAGAAUUCUGAGAAGAAGCCCCUCCUUCCCGCCUCCUUCCCCCGUCACCAAGCCACUUCCGUCCACCACCGCCAACAAGUACAAAUACGUACGUCCACUUCUGCUCUCCAACCACACAGUCCACUCUUCCAUUACCGGUAAAGUCUCUCCCUUUCUCUCUCAGUCAGUGGUUUCCAAAAAAUAAAAAUCCAAAACAAAUACUUUUCCCUGAUCAUCUUUAUCUGAUCAAACAAAAGGGUACCCUUUUUACCUCUUAAAUUAACUUGAUUGUUGGAAUUAAUUGAUGGUCUUCAGCUGUGCGUUAGUACCGAGCCCACAUGCAACUGUAAUAUAAACAUCGAAAGAAGAAUUUUAUUCCAUGGCUCGAGAACAGUUUGAAGAUAAAUCCGGGAACAUGGAUUCUUCAGCUGGCUUUUGUUACUCAGGUGUUUCAUCAAAUAACCCGACCAUUCAGGCUCAUCUGGCGAACCAGAUCCAAGGCUUUGAGUCCAACCCAGAGAUCUUCAACUUGAACUCGGGCAUGGAGAUGAUAGGGUUUUCAAAGAAUCUACAGCAACAAAGUGAUCACAGUAACUCAGCCAUGUGGAAAGAGUUCUUUGGCAAGUGUCAAAGCCGCCCCGGUCCAUCCUCUUCAAAUACGAUCAACGAAUCCACGAGUGAUUUUUAUCAGCACGAGUACAAUAAGCCUGAUUUCACAACUGGUAUUUCUGAAACAAGUAGUGGGAAACUUGUAGUUGGAGCACAUGACUCUGGAGCUUGGCAAGAGAACAGACUGAUCGUUGAUGAUUCUUCUUUAAGGUGCGUGUUUCCUUGUGAAGAAAAUGAAAGGCCAAGUCAAGGCCUUUCACUCUCUCUUUGUUCAAGCAAUCCUUCCUCUAUUGGGGUACAGCCCUUUGAGCUAAGGCGCACCAGUCAUCGCCAUCAAGACCAACACGAUGAUUUAAGGUUCAUUGCUUCGAGCUCUAGAGAUGGGUUUUAUGGAAAAUCAUCAACUAUCCAACAGGAACAAAUAAUGCAAGAUGGAUAUUUAGUAAAAGCUUCAAAUCUUCAUCAAGGUCAGUUCCAGCUCAGGAACUCAAAGUACUUGACCCCUGCACAGGAACUUCUGAACGAGUUCUGUAGCCUUGGGACAAAGCAAACUGAUCCUCUGCAGCAAAAGGCCCACAAGGCCAAGCAGUGGAAUGAGGAUACUGGCAGUAGUUCUUCCAGAAAGCAGGCUCUUUACUCCCUCGAAUACAUAGAGUUGCAGAAAAGAAAAACAAAACUACUUUCGAUGCUGGAAGAGGUGGACAGGAGGUACAGGCACUACUGUAAUCAAAUGAAGGCAGUAGUGUCGUCUUUCGAAGCCGUGGCUGGCCAAGGGGCGGCGACUGUCUACUCCGCGUUGGCUUCAAAAGCAAUGUCGAGGCAUUUCAGAUGUUUGAAAGAUGGAAUUGUGGGUGAGAUUCAGGCAACCAAGAUAGCCAUGGGUGAAAAGGAUACUGUUGCACCCGGCACAACCAGAGGCGAAACUCCAAGACUUAGGAUUCUUGACCAAACACUAAGGCAAGAGAGGGCGUUUCAGCAAAUGAACAUGAUGGAGAGCCAUCCAUGGAGACCCCAACGCGGCCUUCCUGAGCGAUCCGUUUCUGUUCUACGAGCGUGGCUUUUUGAGCAUUUUCUCCACCCGUACCCAAGCGAUGUUGAUAAACAUAUCUUAGCCCGCCAAACAGGUCUCUCAAGGAGCCAGGUAUCCAAUUGGUUCAUCAAUGCAAGGGUGAGGCUGUGGAAGCCCAUGGUGGAAGAAAUGUACGUGGAAGAGACAAAAGAGCAAGACAACAACUUGACUUCCUCAGAUGGUGUUACAGAUCUUGACGACAAUAUUGGCCGGAAAAAUAAAACGCGACUUGAUCAGGAUCAAAAACCUACGCAGGACCAACUUGUUCGAAUAGACUCUGAGUGCCUCUCUUCCAUCAUCAAUACCAACCAAGACAAAAAUGAAUCUAAAACCAGUACUAUAACCCUGCAAAAUGAUCAUCACCAGAUGUACCAACAACAUGAUUUCGGGCGGGUCACAGCCGAGACGUUUGGGAUUAUGGAGCUGAACUUUUCAUCUUAUAAUAAUCACCCCUCGGCUGGAGCGGUUUCUUAUGCUAAUAACAAUGCUAAUCAGAGUUUCAACGGUGGUGGAGUGUCUUUGACAUUAGGGUUAAUGCAACAGCAUGGAACUGGGAGUGGGGCGAGCUUAGCCUUCUCGCCCGCCUCUCAGAGUUCUCUGUUUUAUGCUAGAGAUCCCAUUGAAGAUCAAUGCCAAACAGUUCAGUACUCGCUUCUUGAUAGCGAGGGACAGAAUCUUCCAUACAGAAACUUGAUGGGAGCGCAGCUGCUUCACGACUUGGCUGGAUAGAAUCAAAAUCAUGCAUGCAUGCUGAAAAUCCGAUGGUUGGAGGGUUUGGAGAAAGACGUUCUUAUCAACGGACGGUGAAUUGGUGAUGGUAUAAGUUGAAUUGUUUUAGGUACAUAUAAAUACUUCAUACAUACAUAAGUUAAGCUAUAUAUACGUGGUCAGAUAAUAGUAUAUUUAUGAAUAUGAUGAUCACCUCUUUGCAUGGCUGGCAAUUUUGCUGGAAACUUUUCUUGGCUGUAAGAACUAAGAUCAACACCAUUUUCCCUUAGGCUAAUUUGAGUUUGCUGGUGAUUGAUCAUGCAAA